GCGUCCAGCUCCGGCCGGACGCGGGGUCGGCAAGGACCACCGGGCCGCAGCACCCGCCCGAGCCUCUUGGGCUUUCCACUUGUAGCCGGUGUUUCGGUCCGUGACACUUUGCCCGGCGUACAGGCCUCUAGGCGCAGCCUCGCCCACCUGUGCCCGGAGACCCUGGGGCCGUGUUCACCCUGGGCGAAGCGGGAGGGUCAGUCGGCUCCGACGCUUUCGCGGCACCCGGAACCCCAGGCUCGCGGCCGCAGUUUCCGGCCGGCGAAGGCGCUCAGCGGCCCGAGGCCACGGAAGCGGGCUCGGGAGGCCGGGCCGGGGCCGGACGGAGAUGGCGCCGCCAGCGGGCGGCGCGGCCGCGGCUUCGGACCCGGGCUCGACUGCGGUGCUUCUGGCGGUGCACGCCGCGGUGCGGCCGCUGGGCGCGGGGCCGGAGGCCGAGGCGCAGCUGCGGAGGCUGCAGCUGAGUGCGGACCCUGAGCGACCAGGGCGCUUCCGGCUGGAGCUGCUGGGCGCGGGGCCCGGUGCGGUCAGUUUGGAGUGGCCCCUGGAGACAGUCUCCUACACUGUCAGAGGCCCCAGCCAGCAUGAGCUGCAGCCUCCACCAGGAGGGCCUGGGACUCUCAGCCUGCACUUCGCCAACCCUCAGGAAGCUGAGCGGUGGGCAGCCCUGGUCCGAGGUGCCACCGUGGAAGGACAGAAUGGCAAUGACAGCCUGCCCCCAGCCCUAGGCCCAGAAACAGGCCCUGUUUCCCUGCCCAGUCCCCUUGAAGUGCUCACACCCAAGGCCCCCCAACCCAAGGUGGAUCUUCCCUGGAGCUCUGGAGACUUAAUGGAGAAAGAAGAGCUGGCAGGGCGCCUGACCCGGGCCAUAGAGGGUGGGGAUGAGAAGGGGGCAGCCCAUGCAGCAGCUCUCCUGGCCCAGCACCACGUGGCCCUGAGUAUCCAGCUCCGAGAGGCCUGCUUCCCUCCUGGCCCCAUCAGACUACAGGUCACGGUUGAAGACGCUGCAUCCUCUGCCCAUGUCUCGCUGCAGGUCCACCCCCACCGCACCAUCGGGGCCCUCCAGGAGCAGGUGUUCUCGGAGUUCGGCUUCCCACCAUCUGUGCAGCGCUGGGUCAUUGGGAGGCGCUUGUGUGUCCCUGAGUACAGCCUCGCUUCCUAUGGGGUCCGGCGGGACGGGGACCCUGCUUUCCUCUACCUGCUAUCAGCCCCCCGAGAAGCCCCAGGACGCAAUCUUCAGCGCCCUCAGAAGAUGGAGGGGGAACUAGGCCGUCUGUUUUCUCAGUCACUCGGGCUUCCCCGAGCCCCUCAACCAGCCAGCUCCAGUCUCCCCAACCCGAUUCAGCCCGGCUGGUCCUGCCCUUCCUGCACUUUCAUCAACGCCCCAAGCCGGCAUGGCUGUGAGAUGUGUAGCACCCAGAGGCCUCGUGCUUGGGAGCCCUUUCCCACAGCCUCCACCCAGCAGCUACCAAAGGUGACAAGGAGAGAGGAUGGCCCCUCCCUUCCAGGCCAGAGCUCCCUGGACCCCAUCCUGAACCUCUCAGGGAACCUCUGCUGACUGCUCACAAGGGACAAAGCCAGGGCUGGGGGGAGGGGCCAUGAGCUGGAGUCAUUAAAGACAUUUCUGAGCCAGC
Vicugna pacos (alpaca) is the source of this 1634-nucleotide messenger RNA. RefSeq names its product SHANK associated RH domain interactor (gene SHARPIN). NCBI's taxonomy places the organism in Eukaryota, Metazoa, Chordata, Mammalia, Artiodactyla, Camelidae. The record is from RefSeq and is a predicted model, not a curated record. Gene Ontology annotation, cellular component: LUBAC complex. Gene Ontology annotation, biological process: positive regulation of canonical NF-kappaB signal transduction; protein linear polyubiquitination; proteasome-mediated ubiquitin-dependent protein catabolic process. Gene Ontology annotation, molecular function: ubiquitin-protein transferase activity; ubiquitin binding.